Molecule: messenger RNA, 3179 nt
Organism: Maniola jurtina (meadow brown)
Lineage: Eukaryota; Metazoa; Arthropoda; Insecta; Lepidoptera; Nymphalidae
Product: armadillo-like helical domain-containing protein 3
Exons: 13
Coding region: 383-2425 (680 amino acids)
Biological process (GO): regulation of Golgi organization
Cellular component (GO): cytosol
Source: RefSeq, a predicted model, not a curated record
UGUUAAAACACAGAACGUCAAUGGUCUGUGUCAAAACUGCUAAUGGGUGAAAUGAAAAAACCACGAAAAAACAACACAUCACUAAAUACCUAUAUCAAUAUUUUUAAAUUUGUAAAGUUUGGAUGAUUAUAAAAAAUUGCCUUUGAUAUUAUUUUAUAAUGAUGUCAAUAAAUUAAAUCGUUCCAUAAACGUCAUUCAGGAACCGCAUCAAGUUUUUUAUUAGUUCCAUCUGCUGUGGUGUGGUACUCCGAAAAAGUGAAUCAAGUAUUCCGUCGCCGAAUGAGCUUCAGUUUAGGCGGCUUAGGAUCACUUAGGAGUUAGGACUAUCUUUAGUAAAAUUAAUAUCUUGAUUUGUAUUUCAAUUCCUAUUUAAAAAGAAGACAUGGCUACACGAAAAAGAAGUGGUUCUGGUUCCAAAAGACAUUUAAAAGAGAAGGUGGUACAGAUAUAUGAAUCAUUUUUUCGUGGCGAAGAUCUAACAAGUGAUAAUCCUACAUUUUGGGAUGAGUUCUUCCUCUUAAAGCCGAAAAUUCCCCAGCUGGAAGCAGAGAUACAUAAGUUAACAGUGGAACAACUCAAUAACUUGAAAGAAAACAUCAAUUUGUUGGUUAUACAAUGUAUUGAUAUGUUAGGACAAGAGCAUCACAUAAGGUUGGUGUACGCUCUUCAAACAUUUAGUGCAAUAUUGACUACAAUGUACCAAAGAGCUGGGCAGGACCCCAGCAUUAAUAUAAAGUCUAUAUUACUAGGAACAGACAAUGCAAAUAUAAAGAUGCAAAAACUUUUAGAACAUUGUAGCACUGUACUAUCAGGUGAUGUGCCCGAUAGUCUGAAGUCAAUGGUUUUGAAGUUGCUAUUGAUAAUUGCAACUGGUAUUGAUAAUAUCGAUGAGAACCCACUAGUUGAAUAUCUGAUGCUACAUUCACUGUUCGAGCCGUUAAUUCAGCUGCUCUGCACUUCUACUGAGAGACAACAGCAUGGUUAUGAUGUUGUCUUGCUCCUCAUGUUCUUAGUGAAUUAUAAAAAGCAGGAGUCUGCUAAUCCUUAUGUUGUAAAAUUGUCAAUACUUGAUGAUGAGCUGGCGCUAAAUGGAUAUGGCCAAGUAAUAACGGCAGCCCUCAACGACUUCGUGAUGUCAGCGUUCGGCGGCCUGCAGGCGAGCGGCGGCGGCUGGCUCUCGUCGCUCACGAGCAUGGUGGGCGGCAUAUUCCUCACCAGCGACGACACGCAGCCCGUCGUCAGAGGGCAGAGGCAUAGCGGUGGUGAAGAGGGUAUGCUGCUAGCGUUAUAUGAAGCAGCUCACUUGAACCGUAACUUCAUGACUACACUAGCCCACUCUUCCUCUGCGGCCGCUUCUUCCGCGCCGCCGUCACCGCCCGCCACCUUACCUCCACAUCAGAAUCCACCUAACUUAGCUCAAAUCCAAGCCUUGGAUAACGAGCAGCCAACAAAUUUAUUAGUCACAUUCUUUCAAUAUUGUUCCAUAGUAAUGGCGGACACGCGGACAGAAACCAGCAUCAACAAAUGCAGUUUAUGUUUUAUCACCCUCACGUGCAUUGUAGAAGAGCAGUUUGCGAACUCCAUAAUGCACGAUCAAAAUCUUACUUUUAAGGUUCAAUUGUACAGACUUCCAAUGCGCCAUAGAAAAAUAGUUCCUGAAGAACCACCUUCACAACCUCUAGCUUCAACGCUUAUAGAUCUUCUAGUCGAGUUCAUGAUGUGCCAUCUACUAAAGAAGUUCCCGGGCGAGUUGUACGAGCUGUGCGUGGGCGUGCUCCUGCGGCUGCUGAGCUACCAGAAGCGUUGCCGCGUGCGGCUGGCGCGCGACUGGCGCCCGCUGUGGGCCGCGCUCAUCGCGCUGCUCAAGUUCCUCGUCACCAACGAGAGCACGCUGCUAAGGAGGCACAACAUCUUUGUCAUGGCGCAACAGGUUGUGAAUAUCUUCAAUCUAUUCAUCACAUUCGGCGACACGUUUCUGCCGACGCCCGCGUCCUACGAUCAGUUGUAUUACGAGCUGAUUAGGAUGCAUCAAGUGUUCGACAAUCUGUUUUACAUGGCAUUGCGUUACUCGACGGGCGACGGGGAGUUCAAGGCGGAGGCGUUGCGGCUCGCGAACUGCCUUGUGAAUGUGCGUGCGAUCAUACAACACUUCUCACCAAAGAUCGAGACCUGGCUCGCUUCGCAGAACCUUUCCACGCCCACCGAGGAUCAGAUACUAGAAGUGGUCCGCAAGAACUACGACAGCCUGAUCCUCAAGCUGCAGGAAGGCUUGGAAGCGUACGAGCGCUACGCGGAGCGCGCUCACCGCCCUCUGCUGGCGCGGCUGGCGCGCGCGGCCGCGGGCACCGCGCGCCUGCGCUCCGACGCCGCGGCGCUGCGCGACCACUCCGCCGCCCUGCUAAGCCACUACACCACUAUCGCGUAAACACUGCUGUAAUAGCGACUAAUCCUGUUGUACCUAUCUAUCACUUUCCACACAGAGCAUUAUGAAAGGUAUAGGAAUAUAUUUAUACAUUGUCAUUUUAGAUUAAUUUAAGAAUUUUAGAGGUUGUUUAUAAUGCGCGUAAAACAAUUAGACAAAUCUGAAGUAGUGUUAGACUGAGGUUCAUUGCUCCAGAACGUCAGCCUACAUCAUACCCUAUUUAUAACCGACUUCCAAAAAAGGAAGAGAUUCUGAAUUCGUCGGAAUCUUUUUUUUAAUUAGUUACAUUAAAUGUAUAUUUGUCAAAUGAAUAUGGAAUCCCAUUGAAAACAUUAAGAUGUAAGAAAAUGUGUGCCAAGCCGCGCAAUUCAACCUUUCUAGCUAAAAGCUUGUAAUUUAGGGGUAGAGGUAGGUUUAUUGUACUUUUGAAAAACUGGAAUUUCAAAUUUCUACCUUAACUACCCCAAGAACACAGAGAGAUAAGUGCCGUGAGUUACUUCGAAAAUUGGAUGAUACGACCAUGCCAUCAUACCCGUGUUUGUUUGAUUCGACUUGGCUGAGGCUCUGUUGUGCACUCAUAUUUUUUGAGUAAAAUCCAAACAGCCAUAGAAUUGUAAGUUUAUGUUUCAUGUAAAUAUUAGAAAUAUUAUUUAGAUGCAAUAAAUAUCAUAUCAAAUGAUUAAGACCCAGUUUAUGAAAAUAUCUAUUCAAGUAUUAUAAGUAAGGUUGCCUGGUAGAGAUUGCUCCAAGCAAUAAG